CAAUCGCUACAUUUAAUCACUGUACACCGGUCGAACUGGAAACAUCAAUAACGUCUCAUCAUGAGUGGCUUCCUGUUAUUCCUCGCGUUUGUAGUAGUGGCUUCGAUUGCUGUUACCCAUGCAGCACCGCAAUCAGCUGUGGAAGCUCUGCUGAAAUAUAAGGAUGAAUGCAUUGCCAUGAGUGGAUCGGAUGUGGGUUAUCGCCAAGCCUUGGUAGCAAUUCCGGAAGUUAGAGCCUGCUUAUUGAACCGUAUCGAUGUCUUCGAGAUGAAAGGGGACGCGGUGUCGUUAUCUGAGUCGAGCGAAAGGAGAAAGGAUUUCUUCGACAAAUAUUGUCCGAAGUUCAACGAAUCGGUAGACUGUUUUGAUGACAUUUUCGAAGGAAUCGCAAAAUGCACGGGUGAGGAAACUGAGAAGAUAGUGCCAGUUUUCAAGGAUGUGGCCUAUGGCGUCGUUGAUCUUAUAUGUGAAAAUGAUGGACAGUUUGUGUUCGAAACCCAGAAACCCGAGUUCAUGGCUUGUUUAGGGACGCUCAGGGAAAGCGUUACGGAAUGUAAGAUUUCGAACGUGACCAAAUCAAUUUCUUUGAUAUAUUACGGCGAAGAGCAGUGCCGAGAUGUGGAAAAUUCAAGAGAAUGUAUCAAACAAAAGGUUGAUACUUGCAGUUCUCCUGCGGUUUACAAUAUUUUCGAGGUUCUGUUCAAUAGAAUAAUGAAGGCGUCGAAUUGCCAUCAGGUAACAAUUAUGAAUGAAGGUACCGUCUACAAGAUUUUACCGGUGCUUCUAUGUGCCUUAUCAAUUCCUCUGUCCAUGUUCUGUUGGAUUGGAAAUGUUGCUUAUUCGAAGCUGGCCAGCAAUAAUCAAGAUAAUGUAAUUCCACCGACGAGAUGGCUCUUCUCCCUUUUGAUGCCCAUCUUGUUGAUGAUGUACGGACUGAAGCGGAAAGGAGUUAACAAAUCCGGUGCUGCGCUGGGACUGAUCUGUGCCAUCGUGUUGUCCAUUUCGUCACACGCCUUCCUCGUUUGCUUGGCAACGUUUUUCUUCAGUUCCAGCAGGGCAACGAGAUUCCGGGCCCAUUUGAAGCGUAAAUUUGAAGAGGAUUUCCAAGGUGGCGAAGGUCGUCGAAACUGGGCCCAGGUAAUUUGUAACGCCGGAAUGGCCACACAGUUGGCGCUGUUGUAUUUGCUGGACUGUGGCUACGGGGAGCGUCCGAUUGAUUUUGGACAGCUUUAUCGAUCGAGUUGGUUGGGCAUUGGGAUCAUGAGUGCCUUUGCAUGCUCAAAUGGGGACACUUGGGCAAGCGAGUUGGGAACGGUUUUGACGAAGGGCGAUCCGUUUUUGAUUACCAACCGGAAACGAGUCCCGAGAGGCACCAAUGGAGGCGUUUCGUUUAUCGGAUUGGUGGUUAGUUUCCUGGGUGGAUUGGCGAUAGGGUUCUCCUACUAUGUGACGGUGCGCUACACGGUGGAUUCGAAAAUUCUUCGGGAUAGUCCCAGACAGUGGCCUAUCAUUGUGUUUGGAGGAGUGGCCGGACUUUUGGGAUCAGUUGUGGAUUCGAUUAUCGGUGCUACUCUACAGUACUCUGGAGUGGAUCCCAGUGGGAAGAUUGUGGAGCGUCCAGGCAAGGGUGUGAAGCAUAUUUGCGGCGUGAGGAUUCUGGACAAUCACAGCGUGAAUCUCAUUAGUAGCAUAAUCACAGCCCUGUUGAUGCCGUCCGUGGCCAUGCACUUUUGGAACAAAAUCUGACGGAGAAAAAUCCUUCUUAGGGCGUCGUUACUUCGAGUGCUUUUUAAUGUCAUUAUCUGAUAAAAGUUUUACAGUCCAGAUCGACAGUAGUUUUAGGACUUAUAUUGUGUGGUUUCCAAGGAAUUCUAAUUAGUCUAAUAUACAUUCAAUUUCAAUUUUCCAAUCUA
Messenger RNA from Aedes aegypti (yellow fever mosquito), 1913 nucleotides. Its product is annotated as transmembrane protein 19. Gene Ontology annotation, cellular component: membrane. The coding region runs from base 61 to 1746 and encodes 561 amino acids. The transcript has 7 exons. Lineage: Eukaryota; Metazoa; Arthropoda; Insecta; Diptera; Culicidae. The record is from RefSeq and is a predicted model, not a curated record.